Zootermopsis nevadensis is the source of this 766-nucleotide messenger RNA. The record is from RefSeq and is a predicted model, not a curated record. Lineage: Eukaryota; Metazoa; Arthropoda; Insecta; Blattodea; Termopsidae.
CCUAUAUGCCAUACACACGACCAAAGUUUUCUGUGCCAAAAGUAAUGUGACCAUAAAUCGCAAAGCUCCUGAUUAAAUUGCCUACUUGCUUGAGACUUAUAAGCUUAUAACAUUUUCCUGCAAUACAACUGUAAAUAUAAUGGACCACUCGAAGUUAUGAGAUGUGGAAAUGGGUGGCCAGCACUCAGUUCAGCUUCAAACCCACAUCAUCAGAAGUUUUGUCAUGUUACUUAAAACAAUGCAGUAAGCCACCAUGGACAUCUUUCUUUGUCAAAUAUAGUAGUGUUGUUAAUGAUCAGCGAGGCUGGUCUCAUUUCAACUGGGCUGUGGGCACCAGCAAUUAUCAUGUCCUGCGGACAGGCUGCUACCCAUACAUAAAAUACCACUGUUCGCGCAGACCUAUCCAAGACUUGAGACUUGAGGACAGAUUCUUCCGCUUCAUAAAAGUUAUUAACUUAGGUAUCCCUUGCUUAGCUUAUGGAGUUGCAGCCACCAUGUUGAUACAACACAAGGAAGUUGUGCACACGCCACAUGGGGAUGUGUUUGUUUACUUUCUCUAUGAGGAGGACAAAGGAUCUGAAUAUUAAUAGUCUCAGUUCACCUUUCCAGUAAUGACUGUGUGGAAAGAACGUUUUGGAAUAUCCAAGUUGAUGUGCCUCGUGUCAGACACUGUUACAGUGACUCUUCUAUCAUAAUCUGACCUGCAGACACAAAAUGAAUGUCAUGUAAUCUGUUAGUAAAAUAAAUAAAUUAUAAAUGCAUUUCA